Molecule: messenger RNA, 2654 nt
Organism: Dromaius novaehollandiae (emu)
Lineage: Eukaryota; Metazoa; Chordata; Aves; Casuariiformes; Dromaiidae
Gene: HIBADH
Product: 3-hydroxyisobutyrate dehydrogenase
Exons: 8
Coding region: 74-1075 (333 amino acids)
Biological process (GO): L-valine catabolic process
Cellular component (GO): mitochondrion
Molecular function (GO): 3-hydroxyisobutyrate dehydrogenase activity; NAD binding; NADP binding
Source: RefSeq, a predicted model, not a curated record
GCGGUUGCGGGCGGGGAGGGGGGCGGGGCGGGGCGGUGGUUGAGCCGGAGGUCGCCGGGCGCGGGCGCGCAGCAUGGCCGCGGCUGUGGCGCUCGGGGGACGCGCGGGCUGGUGGCGCUGGCACAGGCGGGUGCGUGCUGCCCGCGCGGCGAUGGUGUGUUCUAGGGCAAUGGCUUCCAAAACCCCAGUCGGAUUCAUUGGACUGGGUAACAUGGGAAAUCCAAUGGCAAAAAACCUGGUAAAACAUGGAUAUCCUGUUAUUGCAUAUGAUGUGUUCCCAGAAGCUUGCAAAGAAUUUCAAGACUUGGGUGCUCAGGUAACGGAUUCUCCAGCAGAUGUAGCAGAAAGAGCAGACAGAAUUAUCACCAUGCUGCCUUCCAGCCCCAACACAAUAGACGUUUACACAGGAGCAAAUGGAAUUCUAAAGAAAGUGAAGAAAGGCUCAUUGUUAAUAGAUUCCAGUACUAUUGACCCUGCAGUUUCAAAAGAAUUAGCUAAAGCAGUUGAAAAAAUGGGAGCUGUGUUCAUGGAUGCUCCAGUUUCUGGAGGCAUUGGAGCUGCUCGAGCUGGAAACCUUACUUUCAUGGUUGGUGGAGUGGAACAAGAAUUUGAUGCUGCCAAGGAGUUACUGACAUGUAUGGGUUCUAAUGUGAUCUACUGUGGAGAGGUUGGAACCGGACAGGCAGCAAAGAUCUGCAAUAACAUGCUCUUGGCCAUCAGUAUGAUUGGAACUGCUGAGGCUAUGAAUCUGGGAAUCAGAUUAGGGCUUGACCCAAAGCUGCUGGCCAAAAUCCUAAAUAUGAGCUCAGGCCGCUGUUGGUCAAGCGACACCUACAAUCCUGUUCCAGGAGUGAUGGAAGGAGUACCAUCUGCUAAUAAUUAUCAAGGUGGCUUUGGAGCAACACUCAUGGCUAAGGAUCUUGGCUUGGCCCAGAUUUCUGCCACCAACACAAAGACACCAGUCCCUUUGGGAUCCCAGGCACAUCAGAUCUACAGGAUGAUGUGUGCAAAAGGCUAUGCCCUGAAAGACUUCUCAGCUGUGUUCCAGUUUUUACGCGAGGAGGAAACCUUAUGAGCUGCCCUUCAGCAAUGGACGUGAUAACAAAACACAUUUUUUUGUUUUUAUCCUUAUAGCUCAUUUGAGAAGUAUGCGGGUUUAAUCAAAUACUGUGCAUUGUGAUCCCAUACAGACUAGUCAUCUUUGGUUGUCUAGAUCACUGCAAACUCCAUGAUUUUUUCAUCAGUUCCUGAAAAAGCAAGUCAGGGGAAGGGAUUGUUUGGCAAUUAGCCAGACAGGAAUUUCCUUUUUUUAAGAACCAUCAAAGGUUUUUUCACUAAAGGCAAUAAAUAAAGUAAAUAUUUUUUUAAUUAAAAAUGCAUAUAAAAUAACUGACAUUAUGGCUACAAACUUAAGAGAAUCUUGAAUAGUAAGGGGAAGAUAUAUAGUGAUUAUAAUGUGAUAAUGAUAUAUAUAGUGGUUUAUUAAAAUGAAAAGUGAAUUCUUUACAGAAAAAGGGAAGAUCUGUUCAAUGAAGAAACAUAGCUUGAGAUGGAUUUUUUUUUUUCCUUGGACCUACUAGCUUUGGGUUGAUCAGUAGUGAAUUUUUCCUGGGAUUCAGGUUGCAGAUUUAAGUUUAUAGGCAUAUGUAACUUAAGUGGAAUGCUGUUACAGCAUGUUUAACUCAUAGACUUAGUUAAAAUAACAUAAUAUGUGUCUUGUAAAGCUCCAUUAUUGUAUUUUGCUAACCCAAUUUUAUAUUUUCUUCCUGUAUUCCAUUACACAUUUUCAGAACUCAAGAAUGGCACCUAUUAGAAGUUCUAACAGAGGGUACAUUUGCUUUAGGUAAUUAUUGCAGUAUUAUAAACCUAAGGAAACCCCAUUAUUUUGAAAAGAAAUAAAAAUCUAUACUGGUAAAUACUUGCUAUAUGAUUAUUUGCUUUUUGUUUUGGUGCACUCUUGUAAACACACAGUUCAAUACAAGCUUGUACUAAUUUUUUUUUAAUUUGCUUGGUUUUCUACAGAUUGUCUUGCAAAAGCAGGGUCUUGAAGAGCUCUUAUUGUGAACUAUUGUGAACUGAGUAAGGAAAUAUAUUUGCAUAUACAUUUUGGUAACGAAAUGGUCACCAACUCCUUGAACUCACAAGUGUACAAGUGCACACUUAGUUUUAUGAAGAUAAGUACUCCCAUUGAUUUUACUGAACCUACUGUCAUUCACACUUAUUUGCAGGAUCUGGGGCUUAGUGGUCAAUUAUGCAUUUUACAUUCUUAUUUUUUGUAAUUUUGGUUGUAUGACAGCGCAUUUUAUAUAUGCACAUUCAGAUAGCAACGUUGUGUGCUUGAAUUAACUCAAGAAGCAUGUGAAUAAUCUUCUGAGAACGUAGACAUUAGCUUUUAACACAUUAGUAACAUUAUACAAAGGUCAUUAAUACUGACCAAUCAGUUCUCCUUUCAGUUUGUUCUGAAAACUAUAUUUCUAGGUUAUUCAGGGAUUUGGGGAUCAUUAAUGUUAUAUAUGUGUAUAGGACUACUGGGAGCAAACUCACUUUUUAAAAAUUGUUCAUCUUUGAUAAAACUACCGUUUCUACAGGAUUGCAUUCAUUCUUUGAAAUUAGAUUAAAAGCUUCAAUAAACACUACUACAAUUGCAAAGUCAA